Messenger RNA from Phoenix dactylifera (date palm), 1786 nucleotides. Its product is annotated as zinc finger transcription factor YY1-like. Gene Ontology annotation, biological process: regulation of transcription by RNA polymerase II. Gene Ontology annotation, molecular function: DNA-binding transcription factor activity, RNA polymerase II-specific; RNA polymerase II cis-regulatory region sequence-specific DNA binding. Gene Ontology annotation, cellular component: chromatin; PcG protein complex; transcription regulator complex. Lineage: Eukaryota; Viridiplantae; Streptophyta; Magnoliopsida; Arecales; Arecaceae. The record is from RefSeq and is a predicted model, not a curated record.
GAUCUAGGAAAAGGUGAGUCCAAGGGGAGGUGAGACGCUAGAAGCCAGGGGGAUCAAUUCAUGGCGGCCUUUCCUCCCCUAUCAGGGCUUCCUGCUACUCUUAUUAGUCGAUUCCACCGGUCACGUGGACUCCCCCACCCAAGCUCCUCCUCUGUGCCUCCUCUUCCUCCACUCGCGAUUCGAACUCGUUCUUCCCCUUCUUCUUCCUAACCCUAACCUUAGAUCUCCUUCGAUCGCCCGUCCGCCAUUAAUCUUCUCGGCAAGAGAGGGGAGAAAAGAGAAGCAGAAGAGGGGGUGGGGGUGGUGGGGGGGUGGGGAGGAGAUAGAGAUGGAUCUUCAGACGAACCACUCCAUGUUCGAGAGGCGGCCGCCCGCCAAAGAUCGGGCCCCCGCCGUCCGGUGGUUCAAGGAAUGGGUUCCGCAGGAAGUGGUGGCGACUGGUGGAAAGUGCUCUCUUUUGAAGUGGGUUACAGAGGAUAUGCUAAAGACUCUGAGAGAGAAAUCUAAGGAACCACAAGCAGAAGAGCCAAAAACUGAACCAACCACUGAAGUUCUUUUCCUCUGCAGCUAUGAAGGUUGUGGAAAAACAUUCGUUGAUGUAGGGGUUUUAAGGAAACAUGCUCACAUUCAUGGAGAGAGGCAAUAUGUUUGCCAUUAUGAAGGCUGUGGAAAGAAAUUCUUAGAUAGUUCCAAGUUGAAAAGACAUUUUCUUACUCAUACGGGAGAAAGGGAUUUUAUAUGUCCUUAUGAAGGCUGUGGUAAGGCUUUCUCGUUGGAUUUCAAUUUAAGGGCGCAUAUGCGAACACAUUCGCUGGAGAACUAUCACAUUUGUCCUUAUCCAGAAUGUGGGAAAAAAUACACACAUGAAUGCAAGUUAAGAAGUCAUAUCAAGGCCCACCAUGAAAAGAACUCGGUGAUCGAUGGAAUGAAGCACGCACCAGCAGCAGAAAAGCUCCAUAGUACCCCAAAGACUCCUGCAGCGGCUUAUGGUUCUGCUUCCUCUGAGCGCCCUUAUGCCUGUCCAUAUGAAGGCUGUGGGAAAGCAUAUAUUCAUGAGUACAAACUGAACCUCCAUUUGAGAAGGGAACAUCCUGGCCACAAUUCAGAAGAAAAUGGCAAGCCCGCGCCUGCUGCUGACCAUGCGAUGGAUGAAGCCAGCGAUCAGGAUGCUUAUAUUGUGAAGGGUGGUGUUGGCAAGAACAAUAAAAGAAGCAGCAAGGCCAAUCAGGAGCAGAAGAUGCCGCCUGCAAAGAUGCAGAAUCGGAAGGGCUCAAACUCGGCUUCUAUAAAUGUUAGCACUGUCAAGAAGCAGUGGCCACGCAAAGAGGUUUAUGAGGAGGAUAGUGAGGAAACGGAGGAAGAUCGAGACAAUGUUGAAGAGGAUGGGUGGACGUAUCAAGGUACAAAUGGCGAUGAUGAGGAGACAGAGGAUGAAGACUAGGUCUUGGCUUACAGUCUGGUACGAACAUUUUCACAGAUGUAGUUGAUGUCCAUAACUGGUUUCAUGUUCGACCAGAAAUAAGUUAGUUGGCAGUAUUGUGUUUUUUCCCCGCUAUUAUUGAAUUUUGGUUAGAUUCUGUUGAAUGUGGAUACCAAGUUGAGAGGACAAAAUAGCAGACACAAUAAACCUUGGUAAGUCUUAUCCAGUCAGAGACUGGGUCUACUUGCAUGUAUAUGAUUGCACCCCUGUGCUUGGGUGAGAUGUUGGCCCGUCUGCUAAGAUUUCCAGCAACAGUUGUUAGGCUUGCUGUUCUUUAAUUUCACCAAACUGAAGCCUGUUCACGUU